UGAGCUCCAGCCAGAGCUUGGUUCGCAGCGCGGCGGCUGGGCCCUCUGGACGGUCGGACCGCCGCGGGAAUUCCGUAUCCACUCCCGCUGUCGCUGUCACGCCCUCGGAGAUGCCGCAGCACUCGAUGGGGGACAAGCACUUCGUCUCGAUGCCGCAGCUGGUCUUCCCUGGCCCCCCGUUGGCCACCAACAGCGAGUGUGACUGCACGCCCCCCAGCAGGCGGGCGUCCCUUGGCUCGCCCCUGAGCCAGCCGCUGUGCCAGCCGCGGCCCGAGAAGCGUGGGCCCCGGGCGGCCGGGGAGGUGCGCUACGUGGCGACAGGGCGGCCGGGCGAGGCCUGCGGCUGGCGGGCCUUCACGCCCACGUGCCUGCAGGCCUUCAACACACCCCGGGGCUUCCUGCUGUUCCUGUGCGCGGCCUCCUUCCUGCAGGGCAUGACAGUCAACGGCUUCAUCAACACGGUCAUCACAUCCAUCGAGCGGCGCUACGACCUGCACAGCUACCACAGUGGCCUCAUUGCCAGCUCCUACGACGUGGCCGCUUGCCUCUGCCUCACCUUCGUUGGCUACUUCGGAGGCCACGGCCACAAGCCUCGCUGGCUGGGCUGGGGCGUGCUGGUCAUGGGCGCUGGCUCGCUGGUCUUCUCACUGCCCCACUUCACCACCGGCCCCUACGAGGUGCAGGUGGACGAGGCCGUCGGAACAUGCCGGGCCAACCGCAGCGCGACCUGUGGGGGCCGCGCCUCUGGCCUAUCCAGCUACCAGCUGGUCUUCAUGCUGGGCCAGUUCCUGCACGGCAUGGGCGCCACCCCGCUCUACACGCUGGGCGUCACCUACCUGGACGAGAAUGUCAAGUCCAGCUACUCGCCUGUCUACAUCGCCAUCUUCUACACCGCGGCCAUCCUCGGCCCCGCAGCCGGCUACCUGGUCGGAGGUGCCCUGCUGAAUAUUUACACCGAAAUAGGCCACCGGACGGAGCUGACCACCGAGAGCCCGCUGUGGGUCGGCGCCUGGUGGGUGGGCUUCCUGGGCACUGGAGCUGCCGCCUUCCUCAUCGCCGUGCCCAUCCUUGGCUACCCGCGGCGGCUGCCAGGCUCCCAGCGCUACGUGGUCAUGAGAGCAUCUGAAACUCACCAGUUAAAGGACAGCAGCCACCGGGUGACCAGCAACCCUGACUUCGGGAAAACCAUUAGAGACCUGCCUCUCUCCAUCUGGCUCCUCCUGAAGAACCCCACGUUCAUCCUGCUCUGCCUGGCCGGGGCCACAGAGGCCACGCUCAUCGCUGGCAUGUCCACGUUUGGCCCCAAGUUCCUCGAGUCCCAGUUCAGCCUCAGUGCCUCGGAAGCUGCCACCUUGUUUGGGUACCUGGUGGUGCCGGCAGGUGGCGGAGGAACGUUCCUGGGCGGCUUCUUUGUGAACAACUGCAAGCUCCGAGGUUCAGGCGUCAUCAAGUUCUGCCUGCUCUGUACCCUGGUCAGCAUGCUGGCCUUCUUCGUCUUCUUCAUGCACUGCCCCAACGUGCCCAUGGCGGGCGUGACCGCCAGCUACAACGGGAGCCUCCUGCCCGAAGGCCACCUGGGGCUGACAGCUGCCUGCAACGCUGCCUGCGACUGCCAGCCAGAACACUACAGCCCCGUGUGUGGCCCCGACGGCCUCAUGUACUACUCGCCCUGCCACGCGGGGUGCCCGGAGGCGGCCUCGCCUGGCCCUGGUGGCCAGAAGGUGUACCGAGACUGUAGCUGUGUCCCUCAGAAUUUUUCCUCUGGUUUUGGCCAUGCUACCGCAGGGAAAUGCACUUCAACUUGUCAAAGAAAACCCCUCCUUCUGCUUUUCAUAUUCGUUGUAAUUAUCUUUACAUUCCUCAGCAGCAUUCCUGCACUAACGGCGACUUUACGGUGUGUCUGUGACCAGCAGCGAUCCUUUGCACUAGGAAUCCAGUGGAUCGUGGUUAGAACUCUAGGGGGCAUCCCAGGCCCCAUCGCCUUUGGCUGGGUGAUCGACAAGGCAUGCCUGCUCUGGCAGAACCAGUGCGGCCAGCAGGGCUCCUGCUUCGUGUACCAGAACUCGGCCAUGAGCCGGUACCUGCUUAUCGCAGGGCUGGCGUACAAGGUCCUGGGCUUCGUCUUCUUCACCACUGCCUGCUUCCUGUACAAGCCCCUGUCGGGGUCUUCAGACGGCCUGGAGGCUUCUCUGCCCAGCCAGUCCUCAGCCUCCGACAACCCCACGGACCUUCAGGAAGCCCCCUCAGCCCUCCAGAUCCAGAGCGACAUCUGACAGCCCACCCGCCUGCCCGGGGGCACGGGCCUGCCACGGCACUUCCCAGGAACACUAUCUAAUUUCUCCCCGGAAGGGAUGACCCCUCCCUGAUUGAUCCCCGGCACUGAGGACCCUGCAAAAAUGUGUCACUGGGUCCGGGGGGACUGAGCCCCAAAGGCACCAAGGAGAAGAAUGCGAGACGUCCGAGUGGACGCCCCUGCCCCAGCCCCCAGACCUCGCCAGAGAGAGUGGGGUGACCAGCUCUUGGCUCGGAAGGAGUGGCCCACUUCCCGGCCGGAUGCUGGGCUGCCUCCCUCUGGUCCGCUCACACUCUGGCCCUCUCCCACGGACUUAGCCAAAUAGCAUCCCCUGGGGCCUCAGGAUCCCUCGGAAACACGAACAGCUGUGCUUCUAAAGCAGCCUCUGGGAUUCCUGCGUAACUCCGUCAGUAGUUACAAAAAGUGUGAAGCCACCUGUGGACUCUGGGGCGACCCUUCUGGCAUCCCUUCAUCUCCUUUAAACGGCGGGUGUUUGGAGCUGGUGGCUACCCGGCGGUUUACAAGCUCUCUUCUCUCUGGAGACGUUAAGGCCGCUGAUGCUGGCGCUGUUGGGGCUGCUCCAUGGAAGGGACAAAGCACCCACCCCCGUGGGCGAGCUGGAGCUAGCGGUGCUUCUGCGCGGGUCCACACCAUCCUGCGCGCGGCCUGGCCCUGCCUUCCUGUGUUUCUCCUGAUGCAGAGGAGGCCGGUGGGCUGCCGUCCCCGGGGCACAUCCACGUGGACCCCUCUCCUGCGUGUGUUCUAAACCUGCUGUCACCUCCUGUCCUUGGGGCCGCACAGCCCUGCAGCAGGACGGGAGCAACUUGACCAAGGAUGUACUUAUGGACCCAUAUUUUACAUAAACACUUAUUUAUAGAAUUUGUUUUUUACCUGAUGGUGUGCUAAGCACUUGUGAAUUCUACCCGUUGGGCG
Mesoplodon densirostris (Blainville's beaked whale) is the source of this 3226-nucleotide messenger RNA. RefSeq names its product solute carrier organic anion transporter family member 4A1 (gene SLCO4A1). Lineage: Eukaryota; Metazoa; Chordata; Mammalia; Artiodactyla; Ziphiidae. The record is from RefSeq and is a predicted model, not a curated record. Gene Ontology annotation, molecular function: protein binding. Gene Ontology annotation, cellular component: membrane. The transcript is spliced from 12 exons. Bases 111 to 2273 code for a protein of 720 amino acids. Gene Ontology annotation, biological process: sodium-independent organic anion transport; transmembrane transport.